Molecule: messenger RNA, 1123 nt
Organism: Populus nigra (black poplar)
Lineage: Eukaryota; Viridiplantae; Streptophyta; Magnoliopsida; Malpighiales; Salicaceae
Exons: 7
Coding region: 101-811 (236 amino acids)
Source: RefSeq, a predicted model, not a curated record
AAAACCUAGAAGUAUAUUAUUUUUAGGGUUUUCUGAAACUAAAAACCUCAGACAUCAGGAGAGCUGCUGUAAUCAGCGGUUGUGCAGAGAAAGAAAGAAGAUGAGCAACAAACAGGGCCCCCCAAAGCACCAAAACAACUACGCUUGGAAACCCAACGCCGGCCGCAAAAUCAAUGAAACGGAAGUUGGAGGCAGGCUAAAACCCUUGUCAGAGAUUACUGGGGUUUGCCAAAGAUGUAAAGACCAGAUUGAUUGGAAACGUCGGUAUGGAAAAUACAAGCCUCUUACUGAGCCUGCUAAAUGUCAAAAGUGCUCAAAACGUUCAGUGCGUCAAGCUUAUCAUAAUUUAUGCACUGCUUGUGCAAAGGAGCAAAAGGUGUGUGCCAAGUGUCGAUGCCAUGUGGACCGCAUAAUUGGAAGAGACCUUGCCGAUGUAGAGGCUGAGCAAAAGACACUUGAGGAGGCAAUUAAGAAUGCUCGAGAGAGGGAUCGGAGGGCUCUCAUACGUGCUAUGAACAAAGGUAAACCUAUGGGUUUGACAAAAAACCCAACUAAUGAAGGAAAUAGGGUUGGAGAUUUGUUCCCUUCCUCAUCACUCGAGGAAUAUGCUGCAAAAGGUAGGGAUCGCAAUCGCAGUGUUAAUGGUAACAAAAAUCUCGGCGAUGGAGAAGAUGUCGAUGAUGAUGAUGUCGAUGAUGAGGAGGAGGGGGAGGAGGACAAUGAAUCUGAAAAUGGAGAAAACAAUGAAGAUCUGGAUGGAGAAGAUAACCCUGAACAUCAAAAUGAAAAUGGGGACAAAGUUUGUCAUUGAGAGUGCAAUGAUUUUUCAAGAGCUGUAUUGGAUUUCCAACCAACAAGAUCAAUAGCGAAAUAGAGAUGUCUUGUAGCCUUCCAGUUUUGCUGAUGUGGUGAGAUAUCAUGUACGCAAUGCAACAGCUUCCAAUUUUUGUUCUCUUUUCUUUUAGAACUCAAUGUGGAAGUAAUUCUGUCCAUUUUCACCAGUGAAUUCAUUGAUCUUGUUAAAGUAUUAACUAUGCCAAAGAAUGAGGAAUAGUCACCCUUGCACCAAAUUUGUUGAAAUCUAAAAUUAUUAAAUGACCAAGAGCUUCUAUUUCUCGUGUUA